AUGGUUAACAACAACAGCACCAAUAAAAGGGUAGAAGCUUCUGAGGGAGGACAACUUCAAAAUAAUCUUGUCCUAAGACUUGAGCGCAAGAUUUCACAAUUGGAAGAAGAGGUAGCCCACAUGCGUGAUUUGGCCAAGGUACAACAUGUUGAAGGAAAUAAGAAGUUAGGAGGAUUGAGCUAUGAGGAUCUGUGCAUGCACCCUGAUGUAGAACUGCCCGAAGGAUACAAGCUUCCAAAAUUUGAGAUGUUCAAUGGCAUUGGGGAUUCCAAAUCCCACCUACGAAUGUGUUGUGACAAACUUGUAGGGGUGGGAAGACAUGAGAGGAUACUCAUGAAGUUGUUUAUGAGGAAUCUUACUGGGGAGGCCCUACCAUGGUACAUUGAGCAAGACUCGCGGAAAUGGAUAAAAUGGGUUGAUAUGGCAACUGAUUUCAUGAAUAGGUUUGGUUUUAAUAUUGAAAAUGCACCUGAUUGGUUUUUCAUUCAAUAUUUGAAGAAGAAACCGAGUGAAUCCUUCAGAGAAUAUGCCAUAAGAUGGAGGUCUGAAGCAGCUAGGGCCAGACCCCCUAUGGAGGAAUCUCAGAUGAAAAACUAUUUCAUCCGUGCCCAAGAACCACAAUACUAUGACCGAAUGAUGCUGGUGGCUGAAAAGAGUUUCGCUGAAAUCAUCAAACUAGGUGAAAGAAUUGAAGAAGGCAUAAAGAAUGGGACUAUCAUCAACUUUGAAGCUUUACAAGCAACCAACAAGGCUCUGCAAUCUGGUGGAAUGAUAGAAAGAAAAAGAAAACAGGUUCUGUAA
Messenger RNA from Solanum lycopersicum (tomato), 801 nucleotides. RefSeq lists its product as uncharacterized. The record is from RefSeq and is a predicted model, not a curated record. NCBI's taxonomy places the organism in Eukaryota, Viridiplantae, Streptophyta, Magnoliopsida, Solanales, Solanaceae.